This is a messenger RNA of Brassica oleracea var. oleracea, 1873 nucleotides long. Its product is annotated as signal recognition particle 54 kDa protein, chloroplastic-like. The record is from RefSeq and is a predicted model, not a curated record. The transcript has 14 exons. The coding region runs from base 43 to 1737 and encodes 564 amino acids. Gene Ontology annotation, cellular component: signal recognition particle. Gene Ontology annotation, biological process: SRP-dependent cotranslational protein targeting to membrane. Gene Ontology annotation, molecular function: ATP hydrolysis activity; GTPase activity; GTP binding. NCBI's taxonomy places the organism in Eukaryota, Viridiplantae, Streptophyta, Magnoliopsida, Brassicales, Brassicaceae.
AAGACAAAAGCUUUUUUGAGCUUUGGAUCACUCACACUACUUAUGGAGUCUCUUCAAUUUUCGGGCCGUUUCUCGGUUAAUAGAGUUCAGUGUACUCAGAACCGGACGACGAGUCGAACAAGUAGGGCUGUGUGUCGUUCUGCGUUCACUGGAACCACCAAUUCAGCUUCUCUCUCUUCUAAGAGUACCUCCACGAGGGAGAUAUGGAGUUGGGUGAAAUCGAAGACAAUUGGCCAUGGAAGAUACAGAAGGAGCCAAGUGAGAGCGGAGAUGUUUGGUCAAUUGAGUAGUGGACUCGAGGCUGCUUGGACAAAACUCAAAGGAGAAGAUGUCAUGACGAAGGAGAAUAUUGCUGAGCCAAUGAAAGACAUCAGAAGAGCUCUCCUUGAAGCAGAUGUGAGCCUCCCUGUUGUUAGAAGGUUCGUUCAGUCUGUAAGUGACCAAGCCGUUGGGAUGGGUGUCAUUCGAGGAGUCAAACCAGAUCAGCAGCUGGUCAAGAUUGUACAUGAUGAGCUAGUGAAGGUGAUGGGUGGAGAAGUAUCUGAGCUCCAGUUUGCUAAGUCAGGUCCUACAGUAAUAUUGCUUGCUGGUCUCCAAGGAGUUGGGAAGACAACUGUUGCCGCUAAACUCGCUUAUAACUUAAAGAAGCAAGGAAAAACUUGCAUGCUUAUUGCUGGAGAUGUGUACAGACCUGCUGCCAUUGAUCAACUUGUCAUUUUAGGUGAAAAGAUUGGUGUGCCGGUGUAUACAGCAGGGACUGAAGCAAAACCUGCAGAUAUAGCUAAGCAAGGUCUAAAAGAAGCUAAAAUGAAUAAUGUUGAUGUAGUCAUCAUGGAUACUGCAGGGAGGCUUCAGGUAGAUAAAGAGAUGAUGGAUGAGUUAAAAGACGUGAAGAGGUUUCUGAACCCAACAGAAACGUUGCUAGUUGUUGAUGCCAUGACUGGACAAGAAGCUGCAUCAUUGGUGAGUGCGUUCAGUGUUGAGAUAGGAAUCACAGGAGCUAUAUUGACAAAGCUAGACGGUGAUUCAAGAGGUGGUGCUGCUUUGAGUGUCAAGGAGGUAUCUGGAAAACCAAUAAAACUGGUGGGACGUGGAGAGCGUAUGGAGGAUCUUGAGCCCUUUUAUCCCAAUAGAAUGGCUGGGAGGAUUCUAGGAAUGGGAGAUGUGCUUUCGUUUGUUGAGAAGGCACAAGAAGUUAUGCGUCAAGAGGAUGCGGAGGAUCUACAGAAGAAGAUAAUGAGUGAGAAGUUCGACUUCAACGAUUUGCUGAAGCAGACACGUGCUGUUGCCAAGAUAGGUUCGGUGUCACGUGUUCUUGGGAUGAUUCCUGGGAUGGGGAAAGUGAGUCCUGCUCAGAUACGUGAAGCUGAGAAGAGUCUUGUCAUCAUGGAAGCAAUGAUCGAAGCCAUGACUCCUGAGGAAAAGGAGAAGCCAGAGUUACUAGCUGAGUCUCCAGAGAGAAGGAAAAGAAUUGCUAAAGAUUCAGGAAAGACAGAACAACAGGUGAGCCAGCUUGUAGCGCAGAUAUUUCAAAUGAGAGUGAAGAUGAAGAACUUGAUGGGAGCAAUGGAAGGAGGAGCGAAUCCUGCGUUCACUGAUCUCGCUGACGCAAUGAAAGCUGAACAAAAGGGUCUACCUGGAACCGCAAGGAGGAAGAAGAAGGCUGAAUCAAGAAAGAAGUUUGUGGAGUCUGCAUCAAACAAGCCAGGUCCUCGUGGGUUUGGCUCUGGCAACUAAAACAGCCUGUUUCAGUCUUUGGUACACUUGAAAGUCAAGAAUCCUAACUUGGUCAAUCUCAAAGAUAGAUUCAUUUUUGUAAUUUAAUGAAAUAUGGGAAAAGAUUUGUUGAACUAUCAUAAAUUUCAUAAUCAAU